AUGACCGAGACAGCACCCGGCGAAACGGCUCCUGCAGCCGCACCCGCCGCCGCAAAGAAGAGUCCCAAGAAGAAGGCGGCCGGCCGGAGCAAACCAGCCGGUCCCAAGCUGGGCGAACAAAUCGAUAAGAUUGUGGCGGAUUGUCGCGAUAGGAAGGGUAUGUCCGCUGUGGCCAUCAUGAAGGCUCUGAUCAGCAGCGGUGUCGAUGUGGGGAAACGUCGCGCCCAGAUCAGGAUGUGCAUCAGGAAGAGAGUGGAAAGCGGCUCCUUGGUUCAGACCAAGGGCGCGGGUCUUUCGGGAUCCUUUAAAUCCGGUCAAGGAAAAAGUGACGUGAAAGUGAUGAAGAAAGCGAACAAGCCAUCGGCAAAGAAAUCUCCGGGCAAGAAGUCUGGCGCCAAGAAACCAGCGGCUAAGAAAGCGGCAGCUAAAAAAACAGCGGCGAAGAAAGCGGCAGCGAAGAAACCAGCGGCGUCGAAGCCAAAGAGCCCCAAGAAACUCGCAGCCCUGAAGAAGAAGGCGGCCAAGAAGACAGCAGUCAAAAAGUGAAUUGAGAUAUACCGUUUGUUAAGUGUUUGAACCCAAGGGCUCUUCUCAGAGCCACCCACAUCUCAGAAAAGAGCUGAUCAUGAAUAUUGUGAUUCCCGCGCCGGGUCCGAGUGAGUUUUCCGGGGGAACUUCUCGAAUAAAACCCGAUAUUCCCGGUACCUCUGACAUUCAGUGCGGCCGUGGCGUCCCAGAUUUGAAGUGAAACACUGCGUUUCACUCGGGCUGUGUGAGAG
Messenger RNA from Mobula hypostoma (lesser devil ray), 779 nucleotides. RefSeq names its product histone H1-like. Gene Ontology annotation, molecular function: structural constituent of chromatin; DNA binding. Bases 1 to 546 code for a protein of 181 amino acids. NCBI's taxonomy places the organism in Eukaryota, Metazoa, Chordata, Chondrichthyes, Myliobatiformes, Myliobatidae. Gene Ontology annotation, cellular component: nucleosome. The record is from RefSeq and is a predicted model, not a curated record. The transcript has a single exon. Gene Ontology annotation, biological process: nucleosome assembly.